Anastrepha obliqua is the source of this 2470-nucleotide messenger RNA. It is a transcript of the gene grp, whose product is annotated as serine/threonine-protein kinase grp. The record is from RefSeq and is a predicted model, not a curated record. Gene Ontology annotation, biological process: DNA damage checkpoint signaling; protein phosphorylation; microtubule cytoskeleton organization. Gene Ontology annotation, molecular function: tau-protein kinase activity; ATP binding; protein serine/threonine kinase activity. The coding region runs from base 541 to 2088 and encodes 515 amino acids. The transcript has 8 exons. Lineage: Eukaryota; Metazoa; Arthropoda; Insecta; Diptera; Tephritidae. Gene Ontology annotation, cellular component: cytoplasm.
CUCAGUUUUCUUGGUGCCUCCAGAAGUCACAGAGGUAAUAAAUGAACGAUAGUUUGCUGUGUUGUCAAAUUUGUGAUUUAAUAAUAGAAGCUUGCAGAAAAAACCUGUCUCAAGUAAAUUUAGUAUAGUUUCUGAACAAAACUUGUCAAACACGAAGUGUAUACAGCGUACCAAAAGAUUGUGGAGUGCGUAGAAAGUGUGUGAGAUCAUCAACCGGUGAAGGAAAAUUGGAAAACCCAAGACGAAAGAUUCUGCAUUUCAUAUAUCCGACGCGAACACGGCUACCACAAAACGGCUCACGGCAGCGGCGGCGCUAGCGGUGACGGUGUCGGCGUAUCCAGACGACAUGCGGUUGUCAACAAUUAUGCAGCAACAACAACAACCAUAAGACAAACUACGUACGAACGUUAGUCAUAAGCUAAAGCAAAGAAGUCAACUGCGCGGCACAAAAAAUACACCUUGAUAAGUAUUAGAAAGGUUGUUGCAAAACGACAUCAAGGAAUACGACACCACCACCACCAGCACAUACGACCCCUCGACAUGUCCGAUGCGACACUGUCUUUGUCUGGCUCGCAAAAGCCGGAUAGCAAUGAAGAUGGUGGCGCUCGCGAAUUCGUUGAAGGUUGGACACUUGCGCAAACACUUGGCGAGGGCGCCUAUGGCGAAGUUAAAUUGUUGAUUAAUCGUCAAACCGGCGAGGCUGUUGCUAUGAAAAUGGUCGAUUUGAAAAAGCAUCCGGAUGCGAUGCUCUCCGUACGCAAAGAAGUUUGUAUUCAAAAGCUGCUGCAGGACAAACAUAUUCUACGCUAUUUCGGCAAACGUUCGCACGACGGUGUGGAAUAUUUGUUUUUGGAAUAUGCAGCCGGUGGUGAAUUGUUUGACAGAAUUGAACCCGAUGGCGGCAUGCCACAACACGAAGCUCAAAGAUACUUUCUCCAACUACUCUCCGGCGUACAAUAUCUGCAUCAACACGGCAUAGCGCAUCGUGAUUUGAAACCCGAAAAUCUACUACUAGACGAGCACGAUAAUAUCAAAAUAUCGGAUUUCGGCAUGGCGACAAUGUUUAGAUACAAAGGCAAGGAACGCUUGCUGGACACCCGUUGCGGCACAUUGCCAUAUGUAGCGCCUGAAGUGCUCGUCAAGCCCUACCACGCACAACCCGCCGAUAUUUGGUCCUGCGGCAUUAUACUCGUCACAAUGUUGGCUGGUGAACUGGCCUGGGAUCAACCUUCCAUUAACUGCCAAGAAUUUAAGAAUUGGACCAAUAAUGAACGCUGGUCAACACAAACGCCGUGGAGCAAAUUGGACACCCUGGCGAUAUCGCUCUUACGGAAAGUAUUGUCCACGAAUCCCACUUACCGGCUGACGCUAGAUAAAAUUCUCGAUCACAAAUGGUGUAACAUGCAAUUCAAUGAAAACGAAAAAUCACACGACCUCGUCGACUCGACGGCCGCACUCGAUAUACACUCGCCGAAAGCCAAACGUUCGCGCAAACAUUCAAGCAAUCAACGUCUCACGAACAACUUCGUCGACGAUACGGUGUCUCGUAAUUAUUGCUCACAACCCAUGCCCACGAUACCCAUAGACCUGACAGACGUGUGCAGUGCACCUGAUGGCGGUGACAAGGACAAUGCAACAGCACAGGAGGGACGCUUCAGUAUCUGUUUCUCGCAACCUGCCCUGCUGGACGAUCUGCUGGUGUGCACUCAAAUGAAUCAUACACAAACGGCAUCGCAGAACGUCUUUCAUCGUUUGGUGCGUCGUAUGACGCGCUUCUUUGUCACCACACGCAGGGAUGAGACCAUUAAACGACUGGUAGCGGCCAUCAAACGUUUGGGUUUCACCUGCAAAGUUGGCGAUGGCGGUGUGGUCACCAUAUCGACUCUCGAUCGGCGAAAAUUACGUUUGGUCUUCAAGGCGUACAUUCUUGAUAUGGACGGCAAGAUUUUGGUGGACUUCCGUCUCUCGAAAGGCUGUGGCUUAGAGUUUAAGCGUCGCUUUAUUAAAAUUAAAGAAUCGCUGGAAGAUAUUGUAUUGCGAGGACCGACGACAUGGCCCAUAGCGAUUGCAACAAAUACUGUGCCUUAAGAAAGUAGUCGUAUCAUGCACAUGAAAGUCGCUGACAGUUACAGUGUAAUUGUGUGGACUUCGUAUUUUUGAACUUUUUGUACUGUACCAAGAGAAAUUAUAGCACUUUUAAUGUAGUCUAGAGUAGUUUUUUGUACUUGAAUCCAAAGUCAACUUCCUAUGCAAAUGUAUACAAAGAAAAUAUGUAUUCUAUUAAAGGCUUUUUUAUUUUAGUGUUAUCGCUGCUCAUUCAUGUGUAUGCUUUAUUAUUGUUUUAUUGUCAUAUCCUCAUUGAAAUUCAUAUUUAGUUUUAGAAAUUGACUUAGUUACUUUUCGGGCUGUAUUAAUUUAUUUAAAAACACAAAAAUGAGACGAAUGUUUGUAUUUAUACACAUUUUAUGGA